Molecule: messenger RNA, 1950 nt
Organism: Chaetomium globosum CBS 148.51
Lineage: Eukaryota; Fungi; Ascomycota; Sordariomycetes; Sordariales; Chaetomiaceae
Exons: 2
Coding region: 1-1950 (649 amino acids)
Biological process (GO): synaptonemal complex assembly; mitotic sister chromatid cohesion; replication-born double-strand break repair via sister chromatid exchange
Cellular component (GO): cohesin complex; synaptonemal complex
Molecular function (GO): chromatin binding; protein binding
Source: RefSeq, a predicted model, not a curated record
AUGUUCUGGUCCGGGACACUGCUCAGUGCCACCGGCCCCUUGGCCAAGGCAUGGCUCUCCGCCAACCAAGAGCGCAAAAUUUCCAAGGUCCAGAUUCUGCAACACAACUUGCAAGACAGCGUGGACGCCAUCAUUGCCCCCAAUGACGCCCCUCUCGCCCUCCGCCUCAGCGGCCAGCUGCUGCUCGGCGUCGUCCGCAUCUACAGCCGCAAGGCGCGUUAUCUCCUCGAUGACUGCAACGAGGCCCUGAUCAAGAUCAAAAUGGCUUUCCGAUCCACCGGCAACCAUGACAUUCCUACCAACUUGCACCCAACUGCCAAGGAGGCGCUCAUGCUCCCCGAUACCAUCACGCCCUACGAUAACCUCGACCUGCUGCCGCCACCGAGCUCCGAAUUCCUUGCUUCGCAACUCGAAGAGGUGACAGCGACUCCGAUAAGCAGCCGCAAAGCUGCCGUCAGGCCAAGCAACCGCGACAUCAACCUCCAAGAGGACUUCAACAACAGCCAGUUUCUGCAAGAUGCUACGGGCGAUGAUGAAGAGUUGGCCUUGGCAAACAUGGACGACCUCGACCUAGAACUCGACUUUGGUAUGGAUAUCGAUGAGCGCCCGACCAAGCUGAUGGACAAGAGCGUGGAAAUCGGCAGAGAUGCGCCUGCUGCUCGGCCGGUUGAGGAGGACAUGCUGAGCGAGUUGGAUAUGGGGGGCCCCAGCAAGGACCGGCAGGCGCGCGAGCCGUCCCUGGGCCUCGAUCUCGACUUUGGCGAUGGUAUUCACAUUGCCGAUGGGGAGGGCGAUAUCCAGAUGGGCGACGAUGAUCUUCAGUUCAACGUCGGGGACGAGUCUGCAAUGCCCGGAGCUGCACGCCCGGACAUGAGCCGCGCGCGGAUUUCUGAGUCGCCGCUGUCCGAUAUUGACGAGGACUUCGCCAAGGAGGUCGAGAUGGAGUACAGCCGGCACAUGAACACGGACAUGUACGAGCCGGGUGAUGACCCGACAGCAUCCAUGAUUCGGGCGCCUCAGCGGCAGAAGAAGAAGAAGCUGCUCCAGCCGGACGACCAAACAAUGCUGUCCAACGCCCAGAUCAAGGAACAGCAAGCGAAGCGCGACAACAUCCUCAAGCCGCAGACCUUCCUGACGCACGAUCCCUACAUCGUUGGCCUGAUGGAUCUGCAAAAGAAUGGCGGUUUUGUCAACAACGUCUUGUUCGAGGGCCGCAGCAAUGGUUGGGCCCCCGAGCUCAAGGGCCUCUUGUCCCUUGGAUCCAUCCGACCUAACGUGCUAAAGCGGAAGAGAGAUAGCGGCGUCGCCGACAUGGACAGCGAAGAUGAGCAGGGCGUCUCAAAAUCGCCGCGUCUAGAGCUUCCCGAGGAUGAGACGGUGCUCGGCCUCGACGUGUCCAUUGCGGGCAACCAGAGCAUUGCCGCGGACGGCACGGUGCUCGACAUCCCCGCGGACGAAACCGCCGUUUUCCACGGUGACGAUGAGGACGAGCGCCCCGGCUCCCGGGGCGGUGCUCCCUCGAGCCCCAUGCCCAAUUUUGACGACACCACCAUGCCCAUUGUGCACCCCUCCGACAGCGGCCCUGUGUCCAUCGGCACUAAGCACGCCGUGCACAUCCUCCGCGACCUGUUUGGCGCCGAGGCCGCCACAAACGCCGAGAAGCGCAAGAAGACGGCUGUCGUCUUUCAGGAGCUGCUGCCCGAGAAGAAGACCUCCAAGGCCGACGCCACCAAGAUGUUCUUCGAGUGCUUGGUGCUCGCCACCAAGGACGCCAUCAAGGUCGAGCAGCCCGAAGGCACCCUGGGCGGUCCCAUCCGCGUUCGUGGGAAGCGCGGGCUCUGGGGAGACUGGGCAGAGCGCGAGGCUGGGGGCGAGGCCGCACGCGAGCCGCACCAGAACCAGCCCGAGAGUGCUGUGCAGUCGGCUGCCGCGGUGGCUGUCGAGGCGUAG